UCAAAACAAAUCUCUAGAAAAAUCUUCAGUUACGUGGGACAAGCUGACGGAAACAGUGGCGAGGGUUUCGUUCCAAGUUUUACAGAAAUCACACAAUUGUAAUGGCAUCUUACUUUGAUGAGCAUGAUUGUGAGCCGUUAAAAGACGGAGAACAACCAAAUCACAUGUUACACAUGGCGAGAUUACUGCUGGACAGUGGACUAGCAGCUGAAUGGGAUCUAGAAUAUGGCAGAAUUUUUGGAGGAGAUGGCAAAACUCCACCUGCAUCAAAGAAAAUUGUGGAAUCACUGCCUACGCAUAUAGUGACACCUACAGAGGCAGCCCUUGAACGGAAAUGUCCUGUGUGCUUGGGUCUGUUUGAUGAGGAAGACGAAGUUAAAGAAAUACCAUGCAGUCACAAGUUCCACUCCAAGUGUAUACUGCCCUGGCUAGAUAAGGUAAACAGUUGUCCUAUGUGUCGUCAUGAAUUGCCUACAGAUGAUCCUGAUUAUGAAGCAUACAAAAAACACAAGGCCAGAGCAAAACAACGAGAAUAUGAAAUGGAAGAGCUGCAUAAUUCCAUGUUUGGAUAAGAUUAUCACAGGGCUGAAGAAAUGAGAUUUAGAGGGAACUUGGUGGAAAAUGAUGGAUGUUUUUGUCACGAAACCUUAUUGGAUAUCUUGGUUGUUACACAGUCUGCAAUGCUGAAUGGAACACUUGAGUUGACACAAACUUGAAUGUUUUCUUUGAGGAAAAUGUCUGGUACUGUUUCAGUCUUGGGUCAAAAUUUUGUAAUGAUGGACAGAAAUUAGUUUACAAGCCAAGAUAUUCUUCAGAAAAUGAGGAUAGGUGCACAUCCUUACAGUGACAGAUGAACUUUGAUAAGUGUGAUUGUGUAAGGUGAAAGGACGUUAUUUAUUUAUUCUCUAUUAGAAAUGCUGUUGAUCUUUUUUUGUUAACAUCAGGAUUUAAUCAUUUUUCGAUGCAGUCUGGUAUUUACCUAUUAUCCUCAAAAUAACUUUAUCAAGAGCAGAAACAAACAUUCCCAGUAUCAAAAAAUAUGGACAGGAUAGAAUUAUAAUCAUGGACAGGAUAGGGUUAUAAUCAUGGACAGGAUAGGGUUAUAAUCAUGGACAGGAUAGGAUUAUAAUCAUGAACGAGAUAGAGUUAUAAUCAUGGAGAGGUAUUUCUGUUCAUUAAAAUCAGAUAUCCCUGGAGUUAAAAGGAAAUCUGCAGAUAAAUAGUUGUAGGUUGUGAAUAUUUUAUUGCAAAUAAAAUGUUUUAUCUGUCUAUUCA
This is a messenger RNA of Ylistrum balloti, 1275 nucleotides long. Its product is annotated as E3 ubiquitin-protein ligase RNF181-like. Gene Ontology annotation, biological process: protein ubiquitination. The coding region runs from base 102 to 572 and encodes 156 amino acids. NCBI's taxonomy places the organism in Eukaryota, Metazoa, Mollusca, Bivalvia, Pectinida, Pectinidae. Gene Ontology annotation, molecular function: ubiquitin protein ligase activity. The transcript has 6 exons. The record is from RefSeq and is a predicted model, not a curated record. Gene Ontology annotation, cellular component: cytoplasm.